Agrilus planipennis (emerald ash borer) is the source of this 888-nucleotide messenger RNA. Its product is annotated as spondin-1-like. The coding region runs from base 219 to 779 and encodes 186 amino acids. Gene Ontology annotation, biological process: cell adhesion. The transcript is spliced from 3 exons. The record is from RefSeq and is a predicted model, not a curated record. Gene Ontology annotation, cellular component: extracellular matrix. NCBI's taxonomy places the organism in Eukaryota, Metazoa, Arthropoda, Insecta, Coleoptera, Buprestidae.
AACCAAUAAAACCAUUUGCAAGAAUUUACUUAUCGAGGCAGCGAUUGUACGAAAAGAACUGCGAUUUUGACGAAAAUGUAGAAUCCUCGAAGCCGAAUUGUGAACUAGGACCGUGGGGAGAAUGGAGCUCGUGCUCAGUCACAUGUGGAAAAGGUGUCCAAUAUAAACAAAGGUCCCUUUUGAGUAACAAUCCCGAAGAAUGUACUGCGGAUUUGACUAUGAGACGAGUUUGUUGGGGAAUGGAAGAAAAUUGCAGGGAAUCAUUUUCGUCCACAUUAAGAGAAGAAACAUCGGUGGACCCACUUUGCGAAUUAACCGAAUGGGGAAAUUGGUCGAGUUGUAGCGAAACGUGUGGCACUGGGACAAAAACUAGAAGCAGAAGAUACAAAAAUCGAAUUGCCGCAAAACGUUGUGCAGCCAGUCAGGAAUCUCCUCCAGUUUUGGAACAAAACAUGGCUUGCCAAGGCGACGGAAGCGACUGUCCAACAGAAUUGCCGAAUUACGAUGAUUGUCCACGAAUACCCUGGAGCUAUUGGUCGCCUUGCUUAACAUUUUGCGGGAAAGGGUUGAAAGUACGACACCGAAUUUUCGAUUCAAGUUCGAUGAACAGAAUGAAUCCAAUCAAUAGCUUGGAAAGGGAUGAAGAAGGAAGUGAGACAGAAGACGAAUGUGCUAAUAUCAAAAAAGUGGAAACCGUAGAAUGUAUCCAUGAAGAAAGACCAAUUUGUGAAACAACUUCUCAAGAACCAAGUAAGUCUAAACUUUUUACAUGUUUUUGAAUAUAAAUCGGUUGUUCUCUGGAAAAUUAUUUAGCAAAGAUGAGACCAUAGUAAAACUUGAUCUAUUAAAUAUUCAUAAAAAAAAGUACUACAAACUACAAAUUAAAUU